AUGGCGCAUGCCGCAGAGGAAUGCAGUUGCAUCCCUUCAUUGAUUUGGGGCUUUGCAUCUUCACCUCGACGUCCCAGCUUUCCCAUAACGCAAGAAAAAGCCGCCGCUAAGGAGCUGCUGGUGAAUCCCGGCUGCUUCACCUCUGCCGGCAUCGCCUCUCAGGCGGAUGGCCUUGUCUUCGCCUGCAGCGAAGGAGGUGAGGCUCGACUGCAGAUGCCUGAGUAUAUGCAGGUCUCGGAGGAGAAGAGUGAGGAGAUGCCGAUCAAGGAGGCGGAAAUCCUCAAGUUCACAAUAGAGAAGGGCCAUGCUCCCGAGACUGGUUUGUGGCUGGCUGGGCGCAAGUUCCGGAUCUUACGCAUUGAUCUGGACGAUGAACCCUACACGACCUUGGUUGCUGUGAGCACCAAAUGGCGCCGGGACGGUUUGGGAGUGGUCGCCAUCAGUACCGGAGCCAACAUCCUGCUGUGUCGUUUUGACGAGCCGGGCGAAAAUUUGUACAGCAUCUUGGGAUGUAUGCGCAAAAAUGCCGCGGCCUUUGCCGAUCUCAUGAAAAAUGAAGGCAUGUGA
Molecule: messenger RNA, 567 nt
Organism: Cladocopium goreaui
Lineage: Eukaryota; Dinophyceae; Suessiales; Symbiodiniaceae
Source: the annotation of a GenBank genome assembly